AUGCUGGAGGUGGUGAACAAGGAGUUUCAGUCGUAUGGGCUAGAACUGGAGGGUGCAGCUGGUGAGUUCCUCAAGACUUCGGGGAAGUGGAAAUCCAAUUUCCAGCGAGACAUGCUCCGCAAGUGCACUGCAUGCAAGGUCCCUGUGACGAAGCUGCCUAUCCCUGUGAUGCACAACGAUGUGGUGACCAGAAGGCAGCUCCCGCUCCUGUUACCUCAUGAACUCCUCCCUUGGCUUGUGAAACAUGGAGCUCUUCCAGUGGAUGAGCCAGCAAGUGCUGCCGUGUCCAAGUUCUGGGCUCAUGCUCGUGAUGUUGGAAUGCCGGUAAAUGGUGCAACAGACCUUCAUAUCCCACUCUACAUGUGGGGAGACGAUGCUCAGUUUACUGAGAACCAGGAUAAGUUGGUGGCUGUGGCCAUGGGCCGAGUCUUGGAAACUUCCAAAGAUGCAAGGCUGACAGUUUGGCCGUUGUUCACGUUCCAGCAGGGAUACAGUGUCGGCCACGGGACCCUGAAUGCCUUCAUGGAGGAGGUAGUGAAAUCCCUGAACAUCCUGUUCGAGCAUGGGGUUAUGGUCGAGACCCCAUCUGGGGAGAGGAAGCGGGUGUAUGCUGCUGUGGUCCAGUACCAAGGAGAUUGGAAAUGGCAUAAGGACAGGUUGUAG
Symbiodinium sp. CCMP2456 is the source of this 663-nucleotide messenger RNA. The record is from the annotation of a GenBank genome assembly. Lineage: Eukaryota; Dinophyceae; Suessiales; Symbiodiniaceae.